AUGCACGCGCACAUUCUCAUCACUCGCCUCCCGUCGUCUCGCCUCGACGCCGUCCCUCCUCACCCUCACGCGACCCCAUACACCGUCCUCCUCGCGCUUGUCCUCCUCGUGCUCCUCCAGCGACUCCUCAAUCACAACGGCCUUGUGGUGACCGUCAAGGUUGUGCUCACGACUCUGUCCCCGGUCCUCGCCCUCGCCGUCGGCCUCGUCGUCCUCGCCUUCGACCUCCAGCCGUUCCUCCCCGCGACCGGAGCCGUCGUGGGGGCUGGCCUCGGUGUACUCCGGCUAUGGCUCGUCAAGACGUCGCUCCGCCAUCACGCGGCACGCCUCUCCUCGUGGAUGGCAUACGCGGAAGCCGACCUGCUGGCCUUCGACGCCGUCGCUGCUGGAGUGCUGUCGGCGCUGGGGAGGAGCGCGCGGAAGGAGGCGGCGGUCGCGCGGCCAGAGCUCGAGCUGGCAGAGUCGAACGUGGCUCCCGUGGCGCUGGCACGGGAGGGGUCGGCGUUGGACGCGGUCAUCGGUGGGGAGGCGACGGCGUUGCGCGAGGCAGAGGGGGGCAAGUUCCGCGCGGAGGUCAAGAGCGUUGUGGCCAUGCGGACGGAUCGGUCGUUGAUGGAUGCGGUGAGGGGGUCGAUGGAGAUGCAGGACGGUCGGGUUGUGGAGAUGGACGAGCUGGAGGCGGAGUACGAGAGAGCGAAGGCCGAGGUGGAGGGGCUGCACGCUUGGGAGGCCCGGGUCCAGGCUGCGGUUGGGCGAAUCCAGGAUUUGGUGGACGAGCGGAGGCAGUUGUGGGGGAGCGUUACGGGGAUGGGGAUGGACCGGGAUAGCCGUUUGGGCAGCCGUAUGGGAGCUACGGGAUUGCUCUUUCGUGACCAUCGGGUCGCUGGGCGAACGCUCAUGGCGGGGUCGUACGCUGUGAACCUCCUAUUGCAUAUUUCUACGUGCGAGGGCGUCGCGCUACGGAAUGACUGGGAAAGCGAUCUCCGCUGA
Messenger RNA from Epithele typhae, 990 nucleotides. RefSeq lists its product as uncharacterized. The coding region runs from base 1 to 990 and encodes 329 amino acids. The record is from RefSeq and is a predicted model, not a curated record. NCBI's taxonomy places the organism in Eukaryota, Fungi, Basidiomycota, Agaricomycetes, Polyporales, Epitheliaceae. The transcript is spliced from 7 exons.